AUGCGGAGCAUCGAGCUGACGCUGAGCCCGGCCCACCAACUCUCGCUUGCGCUGCCAAAGGACUGGCGAGACAUACCCUACGCACGAGAUGACCCGCCGCUCUGGGCUGCGGCCUGGCCAUCCGGCACCGCCACUGCCCUGCACCUGCUUGAGCACCCUGAGCUGAUCGCCGGCAAGCGAGUCUGCGACGUGGGCUGCGGCGUCGGCACAGCGGGGAUCGCUGCUGGCCUCGCCGGCGCCAGAGAGGUGAUCCUCGCCGACCGUUCUCCGCUGGCGUUGGAGUGCGCAAUGGCUGGCGCGGUUGCCAACGGCGUAGGCAGCCGCUGCGAGGCGCGCACGGUGGACUGGCGCUGCGCCUCCUCCGAGAGGACUCUGGCGGGCCCAUUUGACGUCAUCUUGGCGUGCGACGUCUUCUACUCGCUCGACGGACGCUUCGCAACCGCGGAUGAGAUGGGAAGCCUCCGCGACAUGCUCACGCGCGCUGCGCUAGGAGACGACUUGCAAUUCACACUGGCGGCGCUGCCCAUCGAGUCGGAGUACAGGCCCUAUGCCACCCGGCCGGAAGCGGAGGCGUGCCUGAGCAGACGUCACAAACCUCCCCCGGGCACCGCACUUCAGCCGUACCUCCGCACCCCACCCGGAUCAUGGCGAAAUUGGACGCACGCACUCGACCUCACCUUUGGUCGGUGGGGCCCGGCGUGCCUCAAUGAAUCGCCGACCUCGCCUUCGCCCACCUUCCAGGCGUGCCUGCGCUCGCUCGAGGGGAGCGGGAGCGGCGAGCUGCUGGCAGUCGAGGGCGUGCAGGAGCUGCGCGGCCCGCAGGCGGCCGGCGAAGGGCCCGAGGGCCUGGUGGACUCGCGAGCGGUGCUCGUCGCGAGUCUGAGGCGCGGUGCCUCUUGA
Messenger RNA from Emiliania huxleyi CCMP1516, 900 nucleotides. RefSeq lists its product as hypothetical. Bases 1 to 900 code for a protein of 299 amino acids. The record is from RefSeq and is a predicted model, not a curated record. The transcript is spliced from 2 exons. NCBI's taxonomy places the organism in Eukaryota, Haptophyta, Isochrysidales, Noelaerhabdaceae.